Messenger RNA from Myodes glareolus (Bank vole), 2363 nucleotides. RefSeq names its product LysM domain containing 1 (gene Lysmd1). Lineage: Eukaryota; Metazoa; Chordata; Mammalia; Rodentia; Cricetidae. The record is from RefSeq and is a predicted model, not a curated record.
UUUUCGAAGAGCUUACCGUUCACCUGAAUACAGGCCCGCACAUCUCUAAGGAUCCAGGUGUUUGGAGACCAGGAGCCUGAAUGCGGAGCCGGUGUUUCGGGGUGGGACACCCCGAUGUGGAGUGAGGCUUCGGCAGUCUCAGUGGACUGUGCACGGCGCACUCUCGCAGCCCUCAGGCUCGUCGCCCGCAGCCACAACCCACCUGGGGUGGGCCUGAUUUGGAGCCGUGAGGAUGGAGGCGCUCUCUGCGGCCUGGCUGCAGGAGGUGGGGACACACUGAGGGAAGAGUGUUGAUGAGGGAGUCUAGGGUUCAGAGGUCAGAGAUCAGGCUUGCGAGGAGUUAGAGGGGGGCGUCGAAAGUCGAGGGGGCCAGCGGCUGACAACUCAGGGAAGAUGUUUAUGAGUAAGGGGGCUUGAGGAAGGAGAGAUGUAACCGGUCUGGCAGCCUUCUUCGGAUACGGGCUGUGACCCCAAGCUCGCUCGGUAAGCAGCAGAACGAGGAGGAGGACCGAUGUAGUCUCUCGAGAGCGAGGAGACUGAAGAGAGACGAGAGAACGGAAAAGGAAUUCCCUGAAUAUCUAUUCCUUGGGUUCGACUCUCACUGUUGGCCACUCAGCCAGGCUUUCCUCAGUUGUGACCGUAGGUCUUGGCAUCCUGAGGAGAUGGCUUCUCCCUCUAGACAGCCCCCACUCGGGGGAUCAGGGCUGCUGCAAGGGAGCCGUACUCGUUCUUAUGGAAGCCUGGUACAAUCGUCCUGCUCCCCAGUGAGGGAAAGACGUCUGGAGCAUCAGUUGGAGCCUGGAGACACCCUGGCUGGACUAGCUCUCAAAUAUGGGGUGACGAUGGAACAGAUUAAGCGUACAAACCGCCUUUAUACUAAUGACUCCAUCUUCCUGAAGAAAACUCUCUACAUCCCCAUCCUGACAGAGCCCAGAGACCUAUUUAAUGGUUUAGAUUCUGAGGAGGAAAAUGAUGGAGAGGAGGAGGUACGACCCAGGAAGGAUGGCGCUGGUUCACAUUCAGGGAAGAGGAAGAAUCAAGAGUCAGGUUCAGGCCCGGCCAAUGGCGAAGCCCUCCCACAGCACCAGGAAGCCUCCACACCCAUCCAUGACCUUUCUGCCUCUGAUUUCCUUAAGAAGCUCGAUUCACAGAUCAGUCUAUCAAAGAAGGCUGCUGCCCAGAAGCUGAGGAAAGGGGAAAGUGGGGUCCCCGAGGAGGGCGCAGGGCUCCACCUCCGCUCCCCUAGGACGCAGCAGCGAGCAGUGCUCGGUCCGGUACCGCUGACCCGGACCUCUCGGACCCAAACACUGCGGGAUCAGGAGGAUGAGAUCUUCAAACUCUGACGGUACCGCUGACCCGGACCUCCCGGACCCAAACACUGCGGAAUCGGGAAGAUGAGAUCUUCAAACUCUGAUGUCCCCGGACUGCUGCGAGAAGCUGAGGGGCAGGAGUCUGAGGUGAGGCUCAAAAGCCCAGCUUCCCAGCCUGCCUCAUUCCUCUCCGGCCAUCUUGCCCAGCUGUUUGUCAAGAUUUCCUCAGCUGGGGACACUUUUUGCCAAGAGUUGGGAAUGGAAACUGAACUCUUCCCAGUUCUUGGGCUGAAUCUAUCGUUGUGCUUUAGAUUCAAAGGCUCCUUUACAGCCUUACAGUCCCUUCCACCGUUUCCCGGAUUAGAGCAGGGAAGCAGAGGAUCCCCACCCCCAUCUUUAAUGAUGUUACCUAAUUUAUUUGGUGCUACAUUGAAGUAAUAUUUAUUUGCUAUAUCUAACUCCUUCCUCCUCUUAACUGAAAUAAUGUGAUUUCUGUAUCACUGAAGAGAGGGAAAGCCAGAGUGGGAGGGGGCAGUUGGCUGCUUACCUUUCCCGCCUUCGGCCUCCGGCCUCCAGCCUCCUGCCUUCCUAGCGAGCAUGCUACUGAGGAGAGUCAGUGACACUCACCACAGAGACUGGUGGACUGGCUGGGCUGAGUCCUAAGUGAGCAGUUCCCUCUAACUCCUGACAGUUCUUGGCUCUGAGAGGAAGCAGUGGAGUGGGGUACUGACAGCCUCCCAGUCUGCCCCUUCACCUUCUCCCCUCUUCUGCUUGGCUAAGGGGUGGAAGAGGAGGCCUUGGGGUUCAGGAGGCAGUUGCAGAGCGCACCCCAACCUGCCUGUGUUCCUCACUUCGUAUCUAUUUGUAAUCGGUAGCCCCGAUCUGCAGUACAGUGUGUCUUUUGUCCCUUAAGCUGAAGAAUAGGCAUGGCAGCUCAGUAGUACCUGCCUGGCUUCUGUUCGCAAGUGGGAACCGGCGAGAUGAGUGGCGUUUCUAGUCCUCGCCUCUGUCCAGCCUGAGUAUGGAGCUAGAGAGAUUAAACAGUGACUCCUG